AAAAAAGCAGAGAGGCUUUAAAGUGGGACUUUCAGAUCAGGUGCAGGUUAAACAUGCCACACUUCUUGUAGAAGCCUGAGUUCAGGCGGUCAUUUCAAAGGAAGUAUUUAUCAACAGUGAUCACAGACAUUCCCAUCACAACCACUGUUCAAUUAUGGACCAAACUCAGCAUUCAAGCAAAGCUGCAGAGGCCCAAACUUUAAGACCAGAGAAGACAAGGUGCUGCGAUGGAUUCAGGAUAUUUUUGGCAGCCCUUUCAUUCAGCUAUAUAUGCAAGGCGCUAGGUGGAGUCGUUAUGAAAAGUUCCAUCACUCAAAUAGAAAGAAGAUUUGACAUACCAUCUUCCGUUUCCGGUUUGAUUGAUGGAGGCUUUGAAAUUGGGAAUUUGUUAGUUAUUGUAUUUGUGAGUUACUUUGGAUCUAAACUACACCGACCAAAGCUGAUUGGAGUUGGUUGUUUCAUCAUGGGAAUUGGGAGUAUUCUGACUGCCUUGCCACAUUUCUUCAUGGGAUAUUACAGGUAUGCAACAGAAAAUGACAUCAGUUCUCUACACAACUCCACGUUGACCUGUUUAGUCAAUCAAACUACAUCACUCACUGGAACCUCACCUGAGAUAACGGAGAAAGGUUGUGAAAAGGGGUCCAAGUCAUACACAUGGAUUUAUGUCUUGAUGGGGAACAUGCUUCGUGGGAUAGGGGAAACCCCAAUAGUGCCCCUAGGAGUUUCCUACAUUGAUGACUUUGCAAAAGAAGGAACUUCUUCCAUGUACUUAGGUACUCUGCAUACUAUAGCAAUGAUCGGACCAAUCCUUGGCUUUAUCAUGUCAUCUGUGUUUGCUAAGCUAUAUGUAGACGUUGGAUAUGUAGACCUGAGAACUGUCCGGAUAACUCCUCAGGAUGCUCGUUGGGUUGGUGCCUGGUGGCUCAGCUUCAUUGUGAAUGGACUACUAUGCAUCAUUUGUUCUAUACCCUUCUUUUUUCUACCCAAAAUUCCAAAGAGAUCACAGAAGGAAAGGAAAAAUUCAGCAUCUCUUCAUGUACUCAAAACAGAUGAAGACAAGAAUCUCAUGACUAAUCCAACAACACAAGAGAAACAAGCUCCUGCCAACCUGACUGGUUUUCUAUGGUCUCUGAAAAGCAUCCUUACCAAUGACCUAUAUGUUAUAUUCUUGAUACUGACGUUGCUACAAAUAAGCACCUUCAUUGGAUCCUUUACUUACGUGUUCAAGUUUAUAGAGCAGCAGUUUGGCCAGACAGCAUCGCAGGCCAACUUUCUGUUAGGAGUUAUAACAUUACCCACUAUGGCAAGUGGAAUGUUUUUAGGAGGAUAUAUCAUUAAAAGAUUAAGAUUAACCCUGCUUGGAAUCAUUAAGUUUCUGUUUUUCACCACAUCAAUAGCCUAUGUGUUCCAGCUGUUAUAUUUUCUUCUAAUCUGUGAAAACAAGGCAUUUGCUGGCCUAACCUUGACCUAUGAUGGAAUGAACCCAGUGGACUCUCACAUAGAUGUACCACUUUCUUAUUGCAACUCGGACUGCAUUUGUGAUAAAAAUCAAUGGGAACCUGUCUGUGGGGAAAAUGGAGUGACUUACAUUUCACCUUGUCUGGCAGGAUGCAAAUCAUUUCGUGGUGAUAAGAAACUGACUAAUACAGAAUUCUAUGACUGCAGUUGUGUCAGCGGCUCUGGUUUCCAGAAGGGAAACUAUUCAGCACGUUUGGGUGAAUGCCCAAGAGACAAAUGCAAAAACAAAUAUUACUUUUAUAUAACUUUUCAACUGUUUACAUCUUUUUUCACUGCACUGGGAAGCACUUCUCUUAUGUUGGUUCUGAUGAAGAGUGUCCAACCUGAGUUGAAAUCACUUGGAAUGGGAUUCCAUUCACUGAUUAUACGAACACUAGGAGGGAUUCUAGCUCCAGUCUAUUAUGGGGCAUUAAUUGACAGAACAUGUAUAAAGUGGUCCGUAACCAGCUGUGGAGCACGUGGAGCAUGCAGGCUAUAUAACUCGAGAUUAUUUGGAGUGACCUACGUGGGUUUGAAUGUAGCUUUAAAGACUCCAGCACUUCUUUUAUAUGUUGCAUUAAUUUAUGUUAUAAAGAGAAAAAUGAAAAGAAAUGAUAACAAGAUAUUAGAAAAUGGAAAAAAAUUCACAGAUGAAGGAAACCCAGAAUCUGUAAAUAAUAAUGGAUACUCUUGUGUACCUUCUGAUGAAAAAAGCAGUGAAACACCUCUUUAAGGGAAGAGAAAGACACAUCUGUUGCUGUGUUUUCAAACAACCCUGGUUCUUUCACUGAGGAAUUUCUCAUGUUACAUAUGAUGGAGAAUCUGUAAUCCUAUGCAUUUAUAGUGAAACAAACUAGAAAUCAAAAGAAAUAAGAGCGCCCUUGUUAGGGCAUAGCUGUGCAUUUGAAGAUGUAUGGGUUGCAAAGACUGAAUGUAAUGAAUGAAGUUGGUUAGGUUACAAUAGAAAAACAAGUAUGCACGUAAGUGUUUAUAACUCAAGUAAAAUCAAUAAGGAGGCUAGAAUGGACAAAGGGGAAAGGAAUGUGAAAAUUGGUGACUUUAAAUUAGUGUCUUCAAAAGUCAAAAUUUGCAUGGUGUUAUUCUCACCUGAAAUCUCUGCAAUGGAGGGCUUCAUGAUGUGGCAUCUUUUGGUAUCCAUGUUAAGUCAUAUAUUUUGCAUAAUGAUUAAUUUGAAAUUGUGUUUAAUGACACAUGCAUCUUCUUUGCACAUGUUGUACCAAACAUUGAGAAUAAAAAAAAAAUAUCAGGGCACAGUCACAAUCAAAAGCAAUAAUUAAACACCAACUGUACAAUGUCUGGGA
Messenger RNA from Mus caroli (Ryukyu mouse), 2819 nucleotides. It is a transcript of the gene Slco1b3, whose product is annotated as solute carrier organic anion transporter family member 1B3. Gene Ontology annotation, biological process: bile acid and bile salt transport; transmembrane transport; sodium-independent organic anion transport. Gene Ontology annotation, molecular function: bile acid transmembrane transporter activity; protein binding. The record is from RefSeq and is a predicted model, not a curated record. NCBI's taxonomy places the organism in Eukaryota, Metazoa, Chordata, Mammalia, Rodentia, Muridae. Gene Ontology annotation, cellular component: basolateral plasma membrane.